AUGGUUGAUCGAAUUCGUUGUGCAUCUAUUAUAUUGACUAUCGUUAGUAUUGGAUUUGUGGUUGGUGGUUGCUUACUAAUUGCGUUUGGUGAUUCACUUAUUAAAAAGAUUGUUAAUAAUGAAUGCCAAUUGAAACCGGGAACAAUUAUUUACAGUAAUUGGCGGGAUUCUCCUGUGCCAUAUUAUAUAUCAAUUUAUGUAUUUGAUCUUCAAAAUACAGAGUUUCUCAAUGGUACAUCGAAACCAAGCCUUAAACAGCGAGGUCCGUUUGUCUAUAAGGAAGUACGAACAAAAAUAAAUUUAGAAGAAUAUGAAAAUGAAACAAUUUCCUAUCAAGAACCACGUACGUAUACAUUUGAUGCAGCACGAUCAGCAGAACCUGAUACAAUAAAUGUAACAACAAUAAAUCUUGUGUAUAUGAUAUUAGUGAACUAUCUUCAAAUGGAACAUGUUCCGUCUAUAUUUCGACGUAUAGUUGGAGAAUUACUAUCAGUUCAAGAGAAACCAAUUAUGCAACAUACUGUGCAAGAACUUCUUUGGGGUUAUACAGAUCCAUUAUUACGUAUUCUUAAAACUGAAUUUCCAGAUAUUAUCUCGGAUGAUCGUGUAUCGGUUUUUGAUGCAUCGGUCAGUGGAGCCGGAUCAAACAUCUAUUUGGUGAAUAAUGGUGUUGGUCGUGAUGCAAAUUUUAAUGACCGUAUUAAUGAAGUUGGUCUAGUUGAACGAUUUAAUUUUGAAUCAAAAUUGUCAUACUGGUCGAAUGAAUAUGCAAAUAUGAUUAAUGGAACAGAUAGUACAUUGUGGCAUCCGUCUACACGUAAAAAUGAACGUAUUUAUUCAUUUAUUGCGGAUAUUUGUCGAUCAGUUUAUCUUGAUUACAAUGAAACACGCACGAAUAACUUUAAUAUUGAAACUUAUCAUUAUACAUUACCAAAUAGUGUAUUUUCAAAUUCAACAGACAACGAAGGUUUCUGUUUGAAUUCUACAAUUGCUAAUAAAACGAAUGAAGUUGAAUGUUUGCCAAGUGGUCUAUUUUCAUUGAAAACAUGUAUACGUUUUCCUGAGAGUAUGAUAUCAAUACCAUUACCUAUUAUUGGAUCAAGUCCACAUUUUCUGGCAGCUGAUCCUGCUGUACAAAAUGCUGUUUAUGGAUUAGAACCUGAUGAUAUCGCACAUCGUAGUUUUGUCGAUAUAGAACCACUUACAGGCAUUGUCAUGAAUGGAUCACGACGACUUCAAGUCAAUUUAAAUGUUAUUAAUGAUUCAGCUAUAAGUGCAAUUUCUCGUAUACGUCCACUUGUUUAUCCAAUGAUAUGGAUUGAUGAACAUGCUGAAAUCGAUAAACUGAAUGCAGAUAAAUUUCGUAAAAAAGUAACUGUGCCAAUUACGGCACUUCACGUUAUGAAAUAUCUUAUACUCAGCAUUGGUAUUGCUUUAUUUGUUAUUGUACUUGGUUUAAUAGCAUUUAGUCGAUAUAGAACCAAUACAUCGGGUCCUGCAUUUCCAAAGCCUACUGCAGAUGAAACAUCACCAUUACUUUUUUAA
Molecule: messenger RNA, 1545 nt
Organism: Rotaria socialis
Lineage: Eukaryota; Metazoa; Rotifera; Eurotatoria; Philodinida; Philodinidae
Source: the annotation of a GenBank genome assembly